Molecule: messenger RNA, 921 nt
Organism: Hemisphaericaspora subhashii
Lineage: Eukaryota; Fungi; Ascomycota; Pichiomycetes; Serinales; Debaryomycetaceae
Exons: 2
Coding region: 1-921 (306 amino acids)
Biological process (GO): sterol biosynthetic process
Cellular component (GO): endoplasmic reticulum
Source: RefSeq, a predicted model, not a curated record
AUGAAUUCCCAAUCAAUUUCUUCGGCGACACAAUCUUCAGAGAUUGCCCCAGGCAAAUUGGAAAAAUCAGACUCGGUUAUUAAUUUAACAAAACCAGAGUUAUAUGGUAUUUAUAAUAGUGAUUCAUUAUUUGGUACUAAUGUAGAAGAUAUGGAUCUUUACAUUAAAACUGCUAAACCUAAAGAAAAAGAUGAUUCUAUACCUGCUAGACAACCCCCACAAAACUUGUACUCGUUACCACUCCUUGUAAAGUUUAUGAUUUUAGCUGCUUCUGCAUUCAUAUAUAAUGAAAUAACUAAACAUAUCAAUUAUAGUCAUUUUAGUGAUAAUAAAUUGGCGAACAUCCCAUUGGCAAUUUCAAAUGUAUUUGUCUAUGGGUUUUUUGCCAAAUUUAGAAUCGGAACAUAUACAUCAAUCGAAACUGAAUUUGGACAAACUUUAGACAAUGUAUUUGCUCUUACUGUUCAAGGAUUAGCCAUGAGUUUAAUUCAUCCAAUAAUGGAUUAUUUAUUGCCCGCCUCGUUUUCAAAACGUUUAUUAUCAUCAAACCCAAACCCAACCCGUUCAACUUCAUAUUCCAAUUUAUUCAAUGAUUUGAUUAGAUCAUCAAUCACAUUCUUAGGAAUCAGUUAUGCUAUUCGUAAAAUUGAAUGGUCUUCGUUUUUACAAGUAUCUAUUGUUUGGUCUUUAUUAAACCCAGGAUUAUGGUUACUUUUAGAUGGUACUGUUUCUGGUUUCUUAGCUUCCCUUAUUGGAUGUACUGCUGCUUGUGUAGUGAUUUAUCUUCAGAAUUAUGAUUUUGUACUUCAAUACUCUUCCAAUCAAGAAGUUUCAAUCGCCCUUUGGUUGUGGAUUGGAAGUUUCUUCUUUUGUGGGAUUAUUACUUUUGGUAAGAUUGGUAGAGGUUUGUUUAGUAAUUAG